This is a messenger RNA of Camellia sinensis, 1162 nucleotides long. RefSeq names its product auxin-responsive protein IAA14. The record is from RefSeq and is a predicted model, not a curated record. Lineage: Eukaryota; Viridiplantae; Streptophyta; Magnoliopsida; Ericales; Theaceae. Gene Ontology annotation, cellular component: nucleus. Gene Ontology annotation, biological process: regulation of DNA-templated transcription.
UGCUCCCCUCUGUUACAUUAUUGCGCUCUCUCUCUCUCUCUCUCUGUCUCUCUCUCUCUCUGGUUGUUAACAUAGAAGUAGUAGAAGGAAGAAGAAGCUCAAAAAAAGAAGGAAUAGCCGGAGUUUCUAUGGAAGUUGGCCGGAAAAUGUCCAACUUGCUCGGAGAAGAGCGAGAUGGGUAUAGCUUGAAUCUCAAGGAGACUGAGCUCUGCCUUGGCUUGCCUGGUGGAGGCGGAGGAGCUGAGGCGGAGAUGGUGAAGAUCACUGGAAAGAGAGGCUUCUCCGAGACUGUUGAUCUGAAACUCAACCUUAUUCAACCUAAUAAUCAAUCAGUUGUGGAUCUGAAGGAGAAGAUGAAGAACAGUCCACCAAAGGAGAAGAUGAACCUCCUUCCCCCCUGCACUAAGGAUCCGGCUAAGCCACCCGCCAAGGCACAGGUGGUGGGUUGGCCGCCAGUUAGGUCAUUCCGGAAGAACAUAAUGUCUCAGAAGAGCACCACCGAGGAGAUAGAGAAGACUAGCAGGAGCAGUGGUGGCGGUGUAGCAUUUGUGAAGGUUUCCAUGGAUGGCGCACCUUACCUUCGUAAGGUGGAUCUGAAGAUGUACAAGAGCUACCAAGAACUUUCUGAUGCCUUGGCCAAGAUGUUUAGUUCCUUCACCAUGGGUAACUAUGGGGCCCAAGGAAUGAUAGAUUUCAUGAAUGAGAGCAAGUUGAUGAAUCUGUUGCACAGCUCCGAGUAUGUGCCCACCUAUGAAGAUAAGGAUGGAGACUGGAUGCUCGUGGGGGAUGUCCCAUGGAAGAUGUUUGUUGAUUCAUGCAAACGUCUUCGCGUAAUGAAAGGAUCUGAAGCAAUUGGACUUGCACCAAGAGCCAUGGAGAAAUGCAAGAGCAGGUGCUGAACAGUACCACAAUUGCCUGCUCUUCCUGAAUGUAGCACACUUGCACAAGGUGGAUCAAGCAAGGUGUUGUUUGGAUGUGUCUGUAAUAAUAUUUUGAUUUCAUAGUAUAUAAUAUAAUAUAAUGUAUAUCUGAAAGAUCUGAACAUUUAAUCGACAAGAAGCAAUAGGACAUGUCUGGCUUGUUUAUUAAUUAUGUCCUGUUAAUUUUUAUUUUUUUUUUUGUAAUGUUGUCUUUGCUGGCACAAUUGUUGGUGUGUGUGUGU